This is a messenger RNA of Ostertagia ostertagi, 966 nucleotides long. NCBI's taxonomy places the organism in Eukaryota, Metazoa, Nematoda, Chromadorea, Rhabditida, Trichostrongylidae. The record is from the annotation of a GenBank genome assembly.
AUGUACAAUCUUGAAGCAUCUUUCAAAUGUCCAGGAACUCUUCGAAGUUCCAUGGCGAGCUCUCAUCGACCUCCUGCGAUUAGAUCUGUAAUGCGUGGCGGCCAAUACCAGGUCAAAACGGCUGGCAUACCUACUGAUAUCUUUCGCAUGAAAGACUUGACUAUUAUUGACUUUUCACAUAAUCAACUAAGAGAAGUCCCUCCGAAUCUCGAAUAUGCCAGAGGUGCUAUAGUCCUUAACCUAAGUCACAACAACAUUGAGAACAUACCAAACCAGGUGUUCUCAAAUCUCAUCGACUUGCUGUUUUUGGAUUUAUCGAAUAACAAAUUGGAUAUGCUACCUCCUCAAAUCCGUCGGCUCACCAUGGUGCAAGAGCUUAAGCUCAUGACAUCCCUUCGUGUCCUACAUAUGCGUAACACCAAUAGGACUCUGGAAAACAUUCCUCCAUCUUUAGAUGAUCUAGAGAAUCUUAGGGAUAUCGACUUUGCUGAAAACAACCUUCCUGCCAUACCAGAAGCUUUGUUCAAGUUGAAAAAUCUGAGGAAGUUGGACGUCAGCGGGAACAAGUUUUUCUUUCUUAAUGUACGAGUUGUUAUUGAGAACCUCACUGUUUUGAAGAUCGAGAAGAUAACAAUACCUGAAGGGAGCUGGGAAAUGUUGGAAACAUUGAAUAUCAGCGGAAACGGUAUGACUUCUCUGCCCGAUGGACUUGUUAGACUGACAAAGUUGCAAAGGCUCUACGCUAGUGAUAACCAUCUUACCUUUGAAGGAAUACCAAGCGGCAUCGGAAAGCUCGUACAGUUGAUAGUUCUCCAUCUAACACGAAACAAUUUGGAGUUAGUACCAGAGGGAAUUACGCGGUGUGUUCGCCUCCAGCGGCUUCGACUAAACCAUAAUCGGCUCAUCACUCUACCCGAUGGUAUACAUCUCCUCCCUGAUCUCAAAGAACUCGAUCUCACUGAGUGA